AGUGCUAGGUGCUGCGCGUGUUAAAAGUUAUUAAAAAUUAAGCAUCUGCAUGGUUGUUUUUAAUUAAAUCGAUAAAAAAGUUACUUAGCAACAGUGCGUCCAGAAAUAAGUCUUCAGAGGGGCGCUUGCCUUGUUUUCCGUUCUUUUCUGUAUCCUUUAUCCCGUGCCUGUCAGUCACUUCUCGUCUAAAAAUGUCUUCCGUUCAUUUCUUUCUUCAACCCCUACCUGGGAGUGAUGAACAGAUGAAUGAUAGGCUGAGGGAGCUGGCGGAGCGGAUCAACCGUUACGGACAGAGCUCUCCGGCGCCGCUGUCUCAGCUGCGCGUGGCCGUGCGCCAGGCAGCCGUCGGGCCCGGCCACGUGGCGCUGCUGCUCGAGGAUGGCCGCGUGUGCCGGCUGGCCUUCAGCGUCAUCACCGAGCGACUCGACCUCAGCAAACAGGAGAGCGGCUUCAAAACGCUCUUCAAGGUAUCGUCCACACCGUCCGGUGCGAGCGGCGGCGCCGCCGGUAGCGGUGGCUCAGCAGGGGCCGGCGGCGGCGGUGGAGGGGGCGGCGGCGGGGGCGGCGGAGGGGGUGGCGGAAAGCAGACCCAGCGGGCCCGCGGACGUAUCCUGCGCGCCAGCUCUUCCAGCGGAGCCAGAGGGCGCGGCACGGGCGUCAUUAGCGUGGCCGGCGCGCGGCCCGUGGUGCCCGCCUCCUACGUGCCCGAGGACCUGGUGGCUCAGGCGCAGACCGUGCUGCAGGGGAAGUCGCGCAACCUCAUCAUCCGUGAACUGCAGAGGACCAAUUUGGACGUGAACCUGGCCGUGAACAACCUGCUCUCCCGUGACGAUGACGAGGGCGACGACGGCGAGGAGGGACAGGACUCGUACGUGCCGGACGACCUGAUGUCGUUGCUGGACGCCGGCAUCCACGCCGACCACCCCUCUGUCAUCAUCGACGCCGACACCAUGUUCAGCGAGGACAUGUUCGGCAGCUACAGCACGUCGGUGCGACGCUCAGGCAGCUCGCGCGCCGCGCCGCGCGGAGACCGUGACGAGCGCGACACGGUGUUCCCGUACCGAGAGCGGCGGGCCGGCGGCGCCGUGCCGCCCAACCCGUCCCGGCGCUGGAUGAUCGAGAACGCCUUGCGGGAUACGCUGCUCGAGAAAGACACUGAUGGUAAGAAGAAGGAGGCCAGUCAGCCGAGCCCUCUGUGGCUCUCUGACGAGCUCGAGUACCUGCCGGCUCCGGUGAAGUUUGCGCACAUCGCGGCGCUGCACUCUGAGCUGGCGGCGGUGACCGUCACUGGUCAGCUGUACCAGUGGCGCUGGACCGAGAUGGAGGCCUACCGACACCCGGAGAACCCGGACAUCCACCACCCGAAGGUGUCGUGUCUCGGCCUGCUGAAUGAGGCCAUCACGCACAUCUCGGCGUCGACGGUGCGCGCCUCGGUGGCCACAGAGUCGGGCCGCGUGGCCAGCUGGGUGGACGACACCAUAGCGUCGGCGGCCACGAAGCUGGAGCACCCAGCGCACGCGUUCUCUGAGCUGGUGGCUGAUCGUGUACGGCAGCUACAGACGUGCUCGCUGUACACCUGCGUCCAGCUGGAGUCGGGAACCAUGUACUGGUGGGGCGUGCUGCCGUUCGGUCAGCGGAAGCGACUCUGGGAGAAGUACCGACUCAAGUGUAAGAGACACCGGCCGUCGGCGGCCACCGGAGAGGUACAGGUGGGCGCCACCGUCUGCAUGCGUAACGCGCCCUUUUACCACGCCGGCGCCGUCGGCUACACGACGAUCGGCGGCGCGCCGCGCGUCGGACAGCUGCUGCAGGCCGCCUGGAACCUCACCGACGUCUGCCGAUUCAAGAUCCUGCUGCCGCCGGCCGACCCGCGCAAGCCGGCGCCGCUGCGCGAGGGUCAGCUGAAGACCAAGGAGGCGGCCGACCGGAACGACAUGCCGCCGCCGCCCAGCCCGGCCAGCUCGACCUGCUCGGACGCCAGCGGCUCGGCGGCUUCCACCGGCGGGCCGGCUGUCAAGCGCGCGCGCCGCUCGGCGCCCAAGAACAGCGCCGAGCGCCGGGACGAGGAGGAAUGGAGCCUGGCCGACGUCAUCUUCAUCGAGGAGAGCAAGAACAUCCCGUACGGCAAGGUGCUCAAGAUCGACGGUCCGUACGCGGUGGUGUACUUCUGCCAGGGCCGGGAGGCGCCGGCCACCGACGACCCGCUGGUGAUGCUGAACGAGUCGCGACUCUGCCGCAAGGACGAGCUGAUGGUCAUCAAACCCGGCUCACCGCCGCGCGUCCCAGAGUGCUUUCAGAAGCUGCCCAAGAAGAUCGCUCUGCCCAGCUCUGUCCAGGUGCUGACGUACGCCGUGGACGGUAAGGGCCUGCACUGCAUCGUCUCCAGCGGCGGCAAGCUGAGCUACAACGUCUACAGCCUGGUCAGCUCGAAGCCGGACUCGGAGUGCGUGCUGCCCACCGAGUCGGACAUCUUCUGCGGCCGACAGCCGAGCGCCAUCGCGCUCAAGACCACCGGUGAAGCCGAGCAAGUGACGUUGCUGCUGGACGGCAACUCGACCGUCUACCCGCUCAACAAGACGUGCCUGGAGACGUCGAUCCGCGACCCGCUCACGUUCGACCUGAUGCCGCUGCGCUGUUUGGCGCUGGGCAGCCACCACCUGCCGUUCGUGGCGCCCCACCAGAAGACCAGCGUGGCGCUGGCCGUGCUGGUCGUGGAGUCGCAGAUCUUGAUGCCCAAGAUCCUGCGCUGCGACCUGGACGCGGUCACCCAGCUGCUGCACAGCCUGACCCAAGACACAAAAUCAGCAGUGACCCAGACGACGAUCCAGCAGCUCAUCUCCGAGCGCUGCGACGGCAACCGCAACAUCAUCCACGCCUGCGUGUCCAUGUGCUUCCCGACGACCAACAAGGAGAAUGGACAGGACGGCGGUUCGGGCGGCAGCUCUAGCGGCGCCGGAGGCGGGGGCGGCGGCGGCGGCGGCGGCGGCUCGAGCGUAGUCAACUACGAGCCCUCGUUCGAGUCCUACUCUGCCAGCCGCAGUCAGACGAUCCGCGACUUCAUCCGCCGCUCUUCCAUCGUCCGCAGCAUCAGUGUGCCAGGUGCCGUGUCGGGCCAGGGCGGUCUGCUGGUGGCCGGCAGUGCCGGAGCCGACCAGCACGACCCGGCCGCUCUGGAGCGAGAGGAGGUGUACAGCGAGGAGUUUCCACAGCUGGGUCGGGCCGUCACGGCCGCCGACCUGCCCUGGCCGCCGGAGCCCAUCGAGCCCAACAGCGGGGACGAGGAGCCUGCCGGCGGGGGGCCCGGCGGCGCCGUCACGGCCGCCUCCACAUCCAAACAGAUCGGUCCCAGUAUGCCGACGAUCCUCACCGACCCUGGCGAGCGGAAGGCGAACGCACACAAGGCGCUCUGGCGCAUCUGCGAGUGCCCGGCGCUGGCGCCCUACCUGCGCGAGCUGCUCUGCGGCCGGGAUGUGCAGGGCUACACGCCGUUCAUGCAGGCGGUGUGCGGCCGCGCCUACCGCGCCGCCAUCCAGCUGCUCGACACCGCACAGAGGAUCGCCAAGGAGCUGCACCCCGGCGACGCCGAGGGCUGUCAGCAGACGCUGCAGUCGAUGAUCUAUCCGGCGGGCAGCUCGGCCGACGACAACCCCAUGUACGUGCUCUGCUGCAACGACACGUGCAGCUUCACCUGGACAGGAGCCGAGCACGUCAACCAGGACAUCUUCGAGUGCCGGACGUGCGGCCUGGUGGGCUCCCUGUGCUGCUGCACCGAGUGUGCCCGCAUCUGCCACAAGGGACACGACUACCGGGUAAAGAACACCUCUCCGUCGGCCUACUGCGACUGCUGGGAGAAGUGCAAGUGUAAGACGCUCAUCAGUGGCUCGCAGGCGCCGCGCUACGAGCUGCUCUGCCGACUGGUGGCCGAGACCGACCUGGCCAGCCACACCAACGCACGCGGGGAGAACAUCCUGCUGUUCCUGGUGCAGACGGUGGGCCGACAGACCACCGAACAGAAGGUGUACCGGCCCCGGCCCCGGACCGCCUCAUCGGUCAGGAAGACGGUCGAACUCGACAUUGAGAUGCCCGACCACGACCUGGAGCCGCCGCGGUUCGCCCGCCGCGCUCUGGAGACGCUGCUCAAGGACUGGCCGGCUGUCAGCGCCAUGAUCAACACAGGCAGCACAGCGAGCGGCGCCGAGCAGCCGCAGUCCGCCGCCACUAGCACCGGCAGCCGGCUCGGUCAGACGGGUACCACGCUGCUCGACAAGUUCGUGCACUGCCUGCUCGUCAAGUGCUCCGUAGAGAUGCUGAACGUGCUGCUGACGACACUGAUCCGUGAGAUGCGCGCCCAGCCGGAGGCAGCCACGGCCGUGGCACGCCGCUUCGUCCGCUCCGUGGCCCGCAUCUUUGUGAUCCUCAGCGUCGAGACACCGCCCACCGGCGUCAAAAAGAAGAGCUCCGGCACGAGCACCAUCCAGCGUUGCCGGCUGGUGUUCCGCAGCCUGCUCUCGCCGGCCGUCGAGGAGCUCUGUCAGACGGCCAACAGCCUGAUCGCGCCCGUGCGCAUGGGCGUGGCGCGGCCGACGGCGCCGUUCCAGCUGGCGCAGACCGGCCAGGAGGCGCUGCAGGGCUCCGAGGAGCUGUUCGCCGUCGAGCCGAUCGUAGCCACGGUGGCCGGCGGCGCGGCGGGCGCUUCUCGCGCGCGCAGCCCGGCGCCGGCGCUGCAGCCGCGCGCCUCUGCCGCUGCCUCGUCGGCCGGUCCGUCGGCGGGCGGCAGCGGGUCCGGUGGCGGCUCGGUGCUCUACCAGCUCUCCCGAGAUGACCAGGAGGAUAAUGACGGUGGCGGCUCGGAGCUGGAGGAACAGGCCGACCGCGCCGACCGCGAGGAGGGCGCCGGUGAGUCGGACAUGGAGCUCGACCUGCUGGCGGAGACCGACUCCGAUUCGGAGGACAACCAGUCGGCGCAGGACAACGUCUCGGGCGGCCAGCAGAGCGUGCAGACGCGCGCCACGGCCGGCUCAGACGCGGCGCUGGCCAGUAUCGGUCUGUUCAGCGACGACCGCAGCGGCAGCCCGUCCGAGGCCGAGGAUGAGGAGGAGGACUCCGAACAGGGCGAGACCGACGACCAGGAGACGGAGCUGUUCGGCGAGGACCAGCUGGAGCGGCGCGCGGGCACCGGCGCCGGCGGCGCGGCCGGCACCGGCACUGCCAGCGCGCGUGUCAACCUCACGCCACAGAGCAUGCAGUGGGCGAUCCGGUCGCGCGCCCAGGAGCCGGGCUCGCGCGCCACCGCCGGCGGCAGCAGUCUGGUGUACAUCGACCCGAGCGCCAGCCGCCGGUUCACCACCAGUGCCGUGCCGUCGUCGGUGCAGAGCAGCGUGCCCGAGCCGGUCACCAUGGCCACCACGGCGUCGUGCCUGGCGCGCGCGUUCGCGCUGGUGGUGCGUCAGGUGGCCGACCUGCUGAGCGUGGCGCGCGACUGCGGCCACGCGGACGGCUCGCUGCUGCCGCUGGGCGCCGAGCUGCUCGGCUCCGACUGGCGCCGUCUGCAGGGCUACCUGGAGCACCACCUGCAGCCCACCUGGGCCUGGCUACUGGCCGUCAUGGACUCCACAGAGGCGCAGCUGCGCUUCGGACAGUCGCUGUCGCGCGCUGACCCGACUGCGCCGGCCGCGCCGGCCGCCGGGUCGACAGGCCCCGCGCGCAAGGAGCGCGGCCGCGGCGCGGUGACAUUCGCCGAUCACCAGACGGCGCGGCGCGACUUCCUCACCUACUGCCUAUCGCUGAUGCGUUCACACAACGGCGAGCACGCCGAGGCGCUGCCCGUGAUCGACAUCGCGGCGCUGCGCCACGUGGCCUACGUCUUCGACGCGCUUAUCUACUACAUGCGCUCCGGCUCGGAGCUGAAGGCCGGUCCCGAGUCGGUCGUCGAUCGACUGCUCGACCUCGAGCCGGCCGACGACGGCGGCGACGACGAUAACUCGGAGUCGGACGUGACCAACAACAACCCUGCGCCGAUGGAGACCGACUCUGUGACGGACGAGGACUCCCAGCUGUCGGCGGCGUCGGCUCCGGCCGGCCGCGGGCGCCGUCACCCGUUCUUCCAGCGCUCCGACUCAACGCUGUUCGUGGGCGCGCCGCAGCCGGACCCGUUCGCCGGCUCGCUGUCAGAGGUGCUGCCGCUGGCCGAGCGGCCCCACCUGCUGCAGCCGACCGCGCGCCGAGAGGAUCUGUUCGGCAUCCCGCCGGCGGCGCCGAGCGGCGGCGAGCCGGGCCGCACCCACCCGCUGCAGGGCGUGCCCACACACCUGGGGCUGGCCUCACGCUCCGGCGAGCCGGCCGGCGCCGGCGCCAGUUUCCGGCCGGGCGGCAGCGGCGGCGCGCGCACGGCGUUCUCGCCGCGCAGCCGGCCGGAGCCGGAGCUGGGCGAGGGACUGGGUCACGUGGACCGGCUGCUGGAGGCCGGCUCGGGGCUGCUGCCCACGGCUGACGGAGACCAGCCGCAGAACCUGUCGACGCGCGGCGCAGAGGAGGGCGCACCGCCGCCGCGGGCGCCCAUCAUCGUGUCGCCAAAGAAGCCAGCCGACGGCGACCAACGGCAGUCGGUGAAGAGCGUGAUCGUGCGCGUGGGCUCGAUGAUGGUUCACAUGGACAAGGAUGGAGGUGCGUCGUCGGAUGGUGCCCGGCCCGGCCCGUCCGGCCAGCCGGCGGCGCCCGAGCCAGGCCCGUCGGGCGCCACGUCCUCCACCGGCUCCGAGCUGGAUGUGUCUCAAGACAUGCUGCUGGGCCGGUGGCACCUGCUGCUCGACUUGUUCGCCCGCGUGUUCAUUGACGACGUCGGCCUGGAACAGGGCUCGGUCAUAUCAGAGCUGGGCGGGUUCCCCGUGAAAGAAUCCAAAUUCCGCCGUGAGAUGGAGAAGCUACGCACCUCUCAGCAGCGCGACAUCGUCUUCAACAAGAUGGAGCGAGAGCGUUCGGCGCUCAUCAUGCAGACGUUCAAGGAGCUGAACACGCAGUACAGCACCAACAGCCGGCGCAGCACCGCCUCGCACCCGCCACUCGCCUUCAGUCGCGUCAAGGUCACCUUCAAGGACGAGCCGGGCGAGGGCACUGGUGUGGCUCGGAGCUUUUACACUGCCAUCGCCGAGGCGCUGCUGCAGCCCAAACCGCUGCCCAACCUGGAGAGCUGCCAGACGGUUCAGCUGGGAAAGCCGUACGCCUUCACCUCGUACCACCACAAAUACAAGAGCAGCAGGGACGCGUCUCAGGCGCGGCUGUCGCGCGGCCGCGAGGGACGGCGCACGCUGUCGUGUGACGCGCGCCCAUUCACCCCGGGUCAGCUGAGCGACACGCGUGCCAACGACCACCUGUCUCCGCACCUGCAGCAGCUGGGCGCGCGCCUGUACCCGCGCGUGCGCGCGCUGCGGCCGCACCAGGCGCAGAAGAUCACCGGCAUGCUGCUGGACCUGUCGCCGGCGCAGCUGCUGCUGCUGCUGGCCUCGGAGGAGACUCUCCGGCAGCGCGUGGAGGAGGCCGUGGACAUCCUGCACAGUCACAGCCGCGAGGCGGCCGCCUCGGAGUCUCUGCUCGGGGACAAAUCCCGCCCGAAGACGGCGGCUCGUCAGACGAGUGAGGAGGAGGCGGCGGAGGAGCGCGACCAGUCGCCGCUCUUCUACUGCCCCGGCAAACGGGGCUUCUACGCGCCCUGGCAGGGCCGGCCCACCCCGGAGCGUAUCAACGCCUUCCGCAACGUGGGCCGCAUCAUGGGCCUGUGCCUGCUGCAGAACGAACUGAGCCCGAUCUCGAUGUGCCGGCACGUGUACAAGUACAUUCUGGGUCGGCCGGUGCGCUUCCACGACCUGGCGUUCUUCGACCCGGCCAUCUACGAGUCGCUCCGCCAGCUAGUGGUGGACGCGGAGACCAAGGGCGACAAGGACGGACUCUUCUCGGCGCUCGACCUGUCUUUCAGUAUCGACUUGUGCCCCGAGGAGGGCGGCUGCACUGUUGACCUCGUGUCCCGCGGCGGUGACCUGGAGGUGACCUCGCAGAACGUCUACGACUACGUGCGACGGUACGCGCUGUAUCGAAUGGUCAAGUGUCAGCAGAAAGCGCUGGAGGCGCUGCGGGCCGGCGUGCUGGACGUGCUGCCACAGACGGUGCUGGACCCGCUGACGGCCGAGGACCUCCGACUGCUCGUCAACGGAGUCGAGGACAUCGCCGUGCCCACGCUCAUCUCCUACACGAGCUUCAACGACGAGAGCGGCGAGACCAGCGAGCGGCUGGUGCGCUUCAAACGCUGGCUCUGGCAGAUCGUCGAGAAGAUGACCAAGGCAGAGAAACAGGAUCUGGUGUACUUCUGGACGGGCUCUCCGGCGCUGCCCGCCAGCGAGGACGGCUUCCAGCCGAUGCCGUCCGUCACCAUCCGACCUGCCGACGAUCACCACCUGCCCACGGCCAACACGUGCAUUUCGCGCCUCUACGUGCCGCUCUACUCCAGCAAGAUGAUACUCCGAUCCAAGCUGCUGCUCGCCAUUAAGACCAAAAACUUUGGAUUCGUGUGAGGGGGCCGCCGGCGCGGUGGUAGCUGGAUUAUUCCGGCGCGAGACGGGAUGGGAGGAAGGGAGGGGUGGGAUGGGGGACGGGGAGGGCGCCGCUCUCGGCGCCCGGACAGCUCAGUGUCGUCGUCGUCGUCUCUCGCGCAGCGCGUGGUCCGUGUGGCGUCUGUGCCCGGACGCCCAGUGGACCGGCCGGGAGUGGGGCCGGUCGGCCGACCCGCCCGGGCCGGUCGGUCGGCCCGCUCCCGACUGUGGUCCACUCGAUAGGUGUCGGACGGCGCGGUAUUGUUCGUGGCUCGGCCGCUGUGGCCGAUAUAUAUGGUGAACGGCGUAAAUCAUCGGUGGAAAAUAACAUGGACACUUUCCGGUUA
This is a messenger RNA of Amphibalanus amphitrite, 8926 nucleotides long. RefSeq names its product E3 ubiquitin-protein ligase UBR5-like. The transcript is spliced from 26 exons. The record is from RefSeq and is a predicted model, not a curated record. Gene Ontology annotation, biological process: protein polyubiquitination; regulation of double-strand break repair; DNA damage response. The coding region runs from base 192 to 8561 and encodes 2789 amino acids. Lineage: Eukaryota; Metazoa; Arthropoda; Thecostraca; Balanomorpha; Balanidae. Gene Ontology annotation, molecular function: ubiquitin binding; ubiquitin-protein transferase activity; zinc ion binding. Gene Ontology annotation, cellular component: nucleus.